AUGUCCGACUCCGACGAGAUCAAGAGGGUGCCUCUGAAACCCAUGCCGUACGACAGUGCAAUUCACGAGUUCCAGCGGACUGCCGCUGACGUUGCGAAGAAUCGCAUCCAGAGAACAUCCCCAGACAGCUAUGGGAUAUUUUAUGAUCCUGAGACCAAGGGUCUCAAGGUGUAUCACCCUCAGGCUUCGAACGAAAUACCGUCCCCGACCACGUCAAAUAAGCGUCCUCAACAAAUUCCAACUUAUCCGGCAACAGAAGCACGUUGGAUGGGCAAUCCUAAUGAUGCUAUUGCCAUCUUCUCUGGAAGUGGCGGGGUUCGUCGAACUGGAGGGAUACCGGAGCUGAACGACGCAAUUCUCGGACUUUUCCCUUCACAGACAGAUCAGUUGCAUACGGUAGCAGUGGGAAUUGAUACAGAAGACCCUUCUAUUGGAGCACCCUUUCUGAGACUUCUCUUUGAUACAGGUUCCAGCUUGAUCUGGACAUUUUCGGAAAAUACUCUUCAGAUGGACAGCCAAAUUGUCUUCCAACGUCCCAAUGCUUGUCAUUAUACCUCUGAUGCUACUUCCUUGCCUAUAACCACUGCUGUAUAUCGGUAUCACAAUGGUCUUCAGAUUGUACCACAACUACACCAGGGGCCUAUGUAUCUUGUUGGAAAUCCCAAGUCAACAGCUCAGAAUGAAUAUCAGGUUCAUCGUGUGGAUAAUAUGAUAUUUGGCACUGCAAUUCAGGCAUCUGCUGGUUUUACUAGAUGGAACUUUGACGGAAUACUUGGUAUGGGAUUAAUCCCACCUACUGAUAUCUCUGUGUUCUGUAACCAGAUUUUUAUUCAACAAUUAUCAGCUCAAAGAAAAAUUUCAGCUGCAAGGUUCACAGUUGCCUUGAAAUCAAAGGAGUUUGAUAGCUAUCUUAUCCUUGGACCUCACAAGGCUAUCCCAGAUGAGGUAUGGAGCAACUGGGUUAAUACAGUGGAUGGUUGUUCAUCCUGGGCAAUUCAAUGGGAUGCAAUGAUUAUAAUGGAUCACAACAUGAAUACUAUUGGCUAUCUCCCAAGUCAAGGCCAAAUGCCUUUUCUGGUGGAUACAGGCUGCUCAACCACAUUUUUGCCUUGUGAAAUCCGAAAAGCAUUAGAGUCUGCUCUAAGUGCUGAAAAGGAUGCCUUUUCAGGCAAACUUUUCUGCAGCUUACAAAAUCCUAAUUUGAAAUCUUGGAAAAUGCAGUGCUCCUUUGGCAAUUGUGUUCUUACUAUCCCACUUUUUCACUUUGUCGACCUUCAUCGAGUUGGGCCAAAAGCUGAUACAGUUUGGUGCAACUUCUCAGAUGGUUUAAGUUCUGGUCAGGUUUAUGUCAACCAGGAAAUAAAACAAACCUACGUUUUGGGAAAUGGUGUUAUGAGAAACUUAUUGGUUGAAUUUGAAUAUCUUUCAAAUCCUUACCAUUAUGGACGAAUCCGCUUUGCUCAGCGCCCCCACUAG
Mycena indigotica is the source of this 1476-nucleotide messenger RNA. RefSeq lists its product as uncharacterized. The transcript has 13 exons. Lineage: Eukaryota; Fungi; Basidiomycota; Agaricomycetes; Agaricales; Mycenaceae. Bases 1 to 1476 code for a protein of 491 amino acids. Gene Ontology annotation, molecular function: aspartic-type endopeptidase activity. Gene Ontology annotation, biological process: proteolysis. The record is from RefSeq and is a predicted model, not a curated record.